Galendromus occidentalis (western predatory mite) is the source of this 813-nucleotide messenger RNA. RefSeq lists its product as uncharacterized. The record is from RefSeq and is a predicted model, not a curated record. The transcript has 5 exons. NCBI's taxonomy places the organism in Eukaryota, Metazoa, Arthropoda, Arachnida, Mesostigmata, Phytoseiidae. Bases 186 to 647 code for a protein of 153 amino acids.
CAUGCGGCGUUUCGGGUUUAUUCCUCUACGUUCAGACAGUUCGGGUCUUUUCAUUCCGAGCCGACGCGGAACCUCGCGUGAUUUAUACUCGUGAGCCGGUGUCUACAGCCUCCGAGGAACGUGCGCCCUCGCGAGUAAGGGUGCAUUUCUUCGAGAGCGGAGCGAACAAGUGCCCGUCAGCUAUAAUGGACACCAGCAACGGAGAUGUGGUCAACAUCACCACGUCGAGUCAGCAAGGAAACAGCUACUUCAGGGAGACUCAGCAGGUUUUCACCACAAGCACACCGAAUGGCCAACACACCAGCGUCAAGACAGUUACGUACACCGCUCGACAGAGCACGGACAGCGGCAUCGACAACCCCUUCCGUCCGGAAGGCGAACUUUCGAUGGAAGCCGAUGAGAUUGUCAAAGCGAUCAAGGAAGGCAGACCGUUCGACUCAAUCGACUCGGGUCGCGUCUCUCGCCAGGCUAACGGAUCCCUCACCACGAGGAAUGGAUCAGCAAAGAGUCCUUCUGGCAGAAAGGACGCGAAGCCUGGAGUCGUAGACGUGCAACGAGGGAUCGUGGUUCCGCCAUCCGACGCUCAGCAAGUCGAGCAGGUGGUUCUGAAAAAGAAGCCCAAGUGCAAGUGCUGUGUCAUCCAGUAGUAGGCUGGCUGGCCUCAGGGGAAGGAGGCUGCUACUGGAAAAUAUUCAUCCAACCACCAACAUGUCGGACAAGGGUUUGAGCCCUAUUGUUUGUAAAUACGUGAAACGCGCUCCGCGUGAUCCCUAGGAGAAGUAAAUACCCUGACCAGGUGUUACGAUUCUACAA